GCUCACCGCGUGUCCUGCUGCCAGCAGCAUGGAGGUGCCCGCCAGGAGCCCGGAUGGCAGCGAGCAGUGUCCCCAGGGCAGGGAGCUGAUGGCCAGCAGCACGGGCAGCACGCUGUGCAUGAGCUCCUCCCGCAGCGAGUCCGUGUGGACCGGCAGCACCCCCAGGAGCAGGUGGGACAUUUACCGCAAACCCCUGGUGGUGGUGGCCGUGGGAGUCGCCAUCUUCCUCUUCGGGGUGGUCAUCACCAGCCUGGCCUGCUUCCUCAAGGAGCACAAGAAGGUUUACAAGAUGUCUGGCCCGGCUUUCCUGUCCCUGGGACUGAUGCUCCUGGUGUGCGGCCUGGUGUGGAUCCCCAUCAUCCGCAAGAAGCAGAAGCAGAGGCAGAAGUCCCAGUUCCUGCAGAGCCUCAAGUCCUUCUUCUUCAACCGCUGAGGGCAGCCAGGAGCUCCUCCAGGGGGUUCCCUGCCCUCCUCCAGCCCGUGUUGGUCAGCCUUGAGAACAAACACUUUCUUGUACUCCCCAGAGGAUUUCACCCCCGUCAGCGGCUUCCCUCCAGUGUGAAAAUGAACUUUCUACUUCAUCUAAGUCAUCCCAGGGAAAAAGGAGCAGGAGUUUCAGGCUGAGCCCAGCAAGGCAGGUCCAAGGUCUCUGCAUCACCCCCCUGUCCAAAGAGUGACCCAAGAACACAAAGUGGGUAAAGCACAGCCCCAGAGGAGCCUGGGCUGAAACAAAACCCCAGAGGAACCCAGAUCCCCCGGGAGGUUCUGCAGGAUCCACCAGCAGAGGGGAGAGGGGCCACAAUUCCUUCCAGCUCCCUGAUUUGCCAGAGAGGCUGGAGGGUCUGCACAGCAGCAGGAGACACAGCAGAGGCAGAGGGAC
Agelaius phoeniceus (red-winged blackbird) is the source of this 880-nucleotide messenger RNA. It is a transcript of the gene PIRT, whose product is annotated as phosphoinositide interacting regulator of transient receptor potential channels. Lineage: Eukaryota; Metazoa; Chordata; Aves; Passeriformes; Icteridae. The record is from RefSeq and is a predicted model, not a curated record. Gene Ontology annotation, cellular component: plasma membrane. Gene Ontology annotation, molecular function: phosphatidylinositol bisphosphate binding; transmembrane transporter binding. Gene Ontology annotation, biological process: positive regulation of cation channel activity.